Lathyrus sativus (Indian pea) is the source of this 864-nucleotide messenger RNA. Lineage: Eukaryota; Viridiplantae; Streptophyta; Magnoliopsida; Fabales; Fabaceae. The record is from the annotation of a GenBank genome assembly.
AUGAAGCAAAUUUUCUUGCUCUCAUUUCUAGUACUUUCCUCCAUAUUUUCAAUCACCAGUUUAGCCCAAUCACCAGCUGCAGCACCAAUAGCACCAGCAAAACCAUCCCCUACAAAACCAGCACCUUCAACACCUGCUCCAGCACCUGCAAAACCAUUAGUCCCAGCAUUACCACAAUCCCCUACAACGAAUCCCGAUUCUUCAGGAAACCAAGACAUUAUCAAGAUUCUAAGAAAAGCCAAAUCAUUCAACACGCUAAUCCGUUUACUCAAAACAACACAGAUCAUCAACCAAGUCAAUGCACAGCUAGUAACAACAAAAAACGGAGGCCUAACAAUUCUUGCACCGGAUGACGGUGCAUUUUCACAGCUCAAAGCAGGUUACUUCAAUUCCUUGGGAGAGAGGCAACAGAAAGAACUGAUUCAGUAUCACGUUCUUCCUGUUUAUGUAUCAAGCUCAAAUUUCGAUUCUCUCAGCAACCCCGUGUUGACACUCGCUAGCGAUAGUCCACAAGGGUUUCAGAUUAAUGUGACAGCUUAUGGUAACAGUGUGAAUAUUUCAACCGGUGUUCUUGAUGCAACCAUCACUGGAAUUGUGUAUACUGAUAAAACACUUGCUAUAUAUCAUGUUGAUAAGGUUCUUAUUCCUUUGGAUUUUGUUAAGCCUAAAGCUAUAGCUCCUGCACCAGCUCUUGCUAAGGCACCUAAAGCUGAUAAAGAGAAUUCAUCUGCAGAUGAUGAUGAUCAGACUCAGGGAACAAAGGAUAGUUCUGAUUCCAUUAGUUUGAUUCACAUGCAUGGUGUAUCAGUGUUGGUUUCCAUUGGAGUUUCACUUCUUGCAGCUGAAGUAACUACUAUGUUGUGA